AUGAGUUCCGGUCCCCUGUAUCUCGGGUUCGACCUCUCAACCCAACAGCUCAAAGCCAUUGUCGUCCAGUCCGACCUCACUGUCGUCUCUGAGGCCAAGGUCGACUUCGACGCCGACUUCGGAAAGCAGUAUGGCCUGCGCAAGGGCAUCCUGACCAACGACGCUGAGGGCGAGGUCUACGCCCCCGUCGCCAUGUUCCUCGAGGCCAUCGACCUCGUCCUCUCACGCCUCAAGGAAAAGACCCCCAUGCACCGCAUCAAGGGCAUCAGCGGCUCCUGUCAGCAGCACGGAAGCACCUACUGGAGCCGCGACGCAGAGAAGCUCCUCGGCGGCCUCGUCGCCGACAAGUCCCUCGUCGACCAGCUCAAGGACGCCUUCUCUCACCCCUACGCGCCCAAUUGGCAGGACCACAGCACGCAGGCCCAGUGCGACAAGUUCGACGCUCAGUUCGAGACGGCGCAGAGACUCUCCGAGGUCACAGGCAGCGCCGCCCACCAUCGCUUCACGGGGACCCAGAUCAUGCGCCUCCGCCAGAAGCUCCCCGAAAUGUACGCCGCCACAUCCCGCGUCUCCCUCGUCUCCUCCUUCCUCGCCUCCGUCCUCCUCGGCACCGUCGCCCCCAUCGACAUCUCCGACGUCUGCGGCAUGAACCUCUGGGACAUCCCCGCCGGCGCCUGGAGCGAGCCCCUGCUCGAGCUCACCGCCGGCGGCAAGGACGGCGUCGCCGACCUGCGCUCCAAGCUCGGCGAGCCCCGCCACGACGGCGGCGGCUCCAUGGGCUCCAUCGCCGACUACUUCGUCAGCCGCUACGGCUUCAGCAAGGACUGCCAGGUCGCCCCCUUCACCGGCGACAACCCGGCCACCAUCCUCGCCCUGCCCCUCAGGCCCAUGGACGCCAUCGUCUCCCUCGGCACCUCCUCCACCUUCCUCAUGGUCACACCCGUCUACAAGCCCGACGCCGCCUACCACUUCUUCAGCCACCCCUGCACCCCCGGACAGUACAUGUUCAUGCUGUGCUACAAGAACGGCGGCCUCGCCCGCGAGCGCGUCCGCGACGCCCUCCCCAAGCCCUCCGGCGGCGGCGGCGGCGGCGACCCCUGGGCGACCUUCAACAAGCACGUCCUCGAGACCCCGCCCCUCGACGUCUGCUCCGCCUCGGACAAGGCCAAGCUCGGCCUCUACUUCGACCUCCCCGAGAUCGUGCCCAACAUCAAGGCCGGCACGUGGCGGUACACGGCCUCCCAGGACGGCUCGGGCCUGACCGAGGCCCCGGAGCCGUGGAGCAAGGAGACGGACCCGCGCAUCAUCGUCGAGAGCCAGGCCCUCUCGAUGCGCCUGCGCAGCCAGAACCUCGUGCACAGCCCCAAGGACGGGCUCCCCGCGCAGCCGCGCCGCAUCUACCUCGUCGGCGGCGGGUCGCUGAACCCGGCCAUCGCGCGCGUCAUGGGCGACGUGCUGGGCGGGUGCGACGGGGUGUACAAGCUCGACGUGGGCGGCAACGCCUGCGCGCUCGGCGGCGCGUACAAGGCCGUCUGGGCGCUGGAGAGGGGCGAGGGCGAGAGCUUUGACGAGCUGAUCGGGAAGAGGUGGAAGGAGGAGGGGGCGAUCCAGAAGGUUGAUGAUGGGUUCAAGGACGGGGUGUUCCAGCAGUACGGGCCGAUCGUGGGGGCGUUUGAGGAGAUGGAGAAGAAGAUCCUUGAGGUUGCGCAUAACUGA
Molecule: messenger RNA, 1716 nt
Organism: Colletotrichum karsti
Lineage: Eukaryota; Fungi; Ascomycota; Sordariomycetes; Glomerellales; Glomerellaceae
Product: D-xylulose kinase
Exons: 3
Coding region: 1-1716 (571 amino acids)
Biological process (GO): xylulose metabolic process; D-xylose metabolic process
Cellular component (GO): cytosol
Molecular function (GO): D-xylulokinase activity
Source: RefSeq, a predicted model, not a curated record